AUGCUUGUGAAGCCUUCUGCGUGCAUCUUUCUUUUCACCUGUGUCUUCCAACUCAGCCAUACCUGGUCAGUGAACAAUUUCCUGAUGACUGGUCCAAAGGCUUACCUGAUCUACUCCAGCAGCGUGGCAGCUGGUGCCCAGAGUGGAAUUGAAGAAUGCAAAUACCAGUUUGCUUGGGACCGCUGGAACUGCCCUGAGAGAGCCCUGCAGCUGUCCAGCCAUGGUGGCCUUCGCAGUGCUAAUCGGGAGACAGCGUUUGUGCACGCCAUCAGUUCUGCCGGGGUCAUGUACACUCUGACUAGAAACUGCAGCCUUGGGGAUUUUGACAACUGUGGCUGUGAUGACUCCCGCAAUGGGCAACUGGGGGGCCAAGGCUGGCUGUGGGGAGGCUGCAGCGACAACGUGGGCUUCGGAGAGGCAAUAUCCAAGCAGUUCGUCGAUGCCCUGGAGACAGGACAGGAUGCUCGGGCAGCUAUGAACCUGCACAACAACGAGGCCGGCCGCAAGGCGGUGAAGGGCACCAUGAAACGCACGUGUAAGUGCCACGGGGUGUCUGGCAGCUGCACCACGCAGACCUGCUGGCUGCAGCUGCCGGAGUUCCGAGAGGUGGGCGCGCACCUGAAAGAGAAGUACCACGCAGCUCUCAAGGUGGACCUGCUGCAGGGUGCAGGCAACAGCGCGGCGGGCCGCGGCGCCAUCGCUGACACCUUUCGCUCCAUCUCCACGCGGGAGCUGGUGCACCUGGAGGACUCCCCGGACUACUGCCUGGAGAACAAGACGCUAGGGCUGCUGGGCACCGAAGGCAGAGAGUGCCUGCGGCGCGGCCGGGCCCUGGGCCGCUGGGAGCGCCGCAGCUGCCGCCGACUCUGCGGGGACUGCGGGCUGGCGGUAGAGGAGCGCCGCGCCGAGACCGUGUCCAGCUGCAACUGCAAGUUUCACUGGUGCUGCGCGGUCCGCUGCGAGCAGUGCCGCCGGCGAGUCACCAAGUACUUCUGCAGCCGCGCGGACCGGCCACGGGGGGGCGCGGCGCACGAACCCGGGAGAAAACCCUAA
Messenger RNA from Budorcas taxicolor (takin), 1053 nucleotides. It is a transcript of the gene WNT8B, whose product is annotated as Wnt family member 8B. Lineage: Eukaryota; Metazoa; Chordata; Mammalia; Artiodactyla; Bovidae. The transcript has 6 exons. The record is from RefSeq and is a predicted model, not a curated record. Gene Ontology annotation, biological process: cell fate commitment; multicellular organism development; neuron differentiation. Gene Ontology annotation, cellular component: extracellular region. Gene Ontology annotation, molecular function: frizzled binding; cytokine activity. Bases 1 to 1053 code for a protein of 350 amino acids.